AUGGCAAAUUUAGCCUUUGAUUCGCCUGUUACUUUAGUUAUAAAGACUCCAAACCAAAAAAUUGACGAUUUAAGAAUUGAUUGUGCCUUGGAAUGGUCAGUGGAACAACUAAAAAAGCAUCUUUCGAGCGUGUAUCCAACCCAACCGGUAAGGAAUUGACUUCCGUUUGUGAUGGAAUCGUUUUGUUUCUAAUUAGAUAGAUAAAGUUUAUACUGAUUUCGUUGGUUCUGUAUUCAAGGAAAGCCAACAUCAGAGGAUCAUUUAUUCGGGACAGCUACUGAACGAUAAUUUAAUCCUUAAAGAUGUGUUCAGAGAGGUGAGCAACUGGAAUUUGUGCGCGGGUAUGAAGCGUCUAUGUUUAUCGAUGCAUAGAAAGCCAUACAUUUUAUCCCCAUCGCUGAUACUUUCUUUCAACUGUAUUCAGCAUCAGCCCGCAUACACGGCCAAAAUAGAUAGAUUUGAGUGGAUUAUUAUUGUUUAACGUGAGAUGCACAGAGAACUCCCACUAUGUGCAUCGAAAACUGUCUUUGCUUCUACCUACGAACGUGACAAUACAUAAAUUACAAAGCAUGUCGUGAAUUUUUCUUGCACAGCUGUCUUCCUUUAAACAAUGGAUCUUUCUCUUAUUUUACCGUCCUAUUUCCCCAUUCAGUUUUCUCGUUGAUUCGUUUGUCUCGGGCAAGGGGAAUUUAUGAACUGUAGAAACCUCGUUGAAAUAUGUCAGCCAAUGAUAUGGAUGUAAAUUAAAAUUCUAUAUCUAUUACAUAACUGAAUACAGCACCAAAUUGACUGAAAAAAUGGGUUACAAUUGAAUUGCAACGGUGUUUUAUCAUUUUCAUGAAACGCAAACAACUCAUUCAUACUCGUGUAUAUGUUUUAACAAUAAUUAAAUUUAUUUAUUUUUGCCUUUUCUUGUGCUACUUUCACUUUUGCUUAAAUUGAAAGGAAAUCCCAGACCUUCACCUUUCAAAUGAAUCUUAUGGAUCCUCUGGUUGGAAAUUUCACACAUUUCACAGCACACAUUUAAGUUAAAAAAAGAGGAAAAUUCUGAUAAUUUAUUUUGUACUAAACUCCACUGAAACGUUCCACACGGUAUGCUAAGUCCAUAAUGUUAAAGGUGUAUCACAACAACCAGUCUAUACAUUAGUUUCCAGUUAUUCUAUGGAAAGAGAUAACAUUACUACUUGAGUAUUCAUAGUUCUAUGCAUCUCUUUUACAAUUAUUGUGCCACCUUUAAAAAUCUUUCCUCUCACUAAUGUGCAUCUAAAUACAAGAUGCAACUGAGGGUUUGCAAAACAUUCAAGAAUUCUCCUUGCCCCCAGUGCAAGAAGAUGAGCCUCUGCAAAUACAGAAAAUUGAAAAUAAAUUGAAAAUCGAAAAUAAAUAUUAUGUGUCAAAAUUUGUGCAGAUCUAAAGCUUCAUAAAGGUGUUUAUAGAUUUCUAUCUGAACACUCCUAUUGGCAAACAAGAGCAUGCAUACACUGUAGUAUCUUAUUUUUACUCAUUUUAUACACAGAAAAUAUAAAUUUUUGCCUGGGAGAAUUAUUGUACUGUUUCCAGUAAAAAUAAUCAAAAGUUAUUUUUGUCAUCUAAAACAGCAUGUAGAUGGGAAACAACAUACUGUUCAUCUUGUAUGCCCAAUGAAAUCAGAAACACAGUCUACCACUGAUUCUAAGGGAAAGGUAAGAGUGUGCUGAAUUUACUUGACUUGUCUCACAUGUGCACUUAUGUUUAAAAUAAUUUGUUUUUAUUGUUAUUUCAGAAUGAACCUAGUGCACCUACAACAAAUGCCAACACCUCGACUGAGAUGCCAUCCACAGCGCCAACUACUUCACAGAUAGCCAGUGAUGGACUCAGAUACAGGGGAGCCAAUACACCAACAUAUCCACCAUUUAACAUGUUCCAGUAAGUGUUUUACUUUUAUGUCUGACUUGCUAAAUUAUCAUCAUCUUAAGACAUCACUUUAUUACUUGUAGCAUAGCUUGUGUCCUACAGAUGUUAAUUCUAUCAGUAAGUCUUUUGUUGUAGAAAUGUUUCCAAAGGAAUAGUGCAUUGCAAAUUACCUCUAUAGUGUACACUUCAUUUCCUUCUUCAGGGGAAACUAAUUGGCUCUCUGCUAGUAUACAUGUAGGUAAAUAUAUGACUAGAGAGUUUUCAUUCCAGGACUCUUUUGGAAGCUACUCAAUGUAUAUGUUAAAUUGAAGCAUUGUGAUACUGGGUUUACUUACCAAGGUUCGAAACAUUCACUGCACCUUUUUUUGGGUGAUUCAUUUUCAACUGCUUUAUGUUUUUAUCAUACUCACUUAAUAAUAAUUUUUGUUCAGUUGGAAUCUUUCUUAAUUACUUUUCCUCAUCCUACAGCCAGCAGAUGGCAAAUGCUGCAUACAACCUUCCUGCCCAGGGACUUGGCUAUGCAGUGCCACCUUUUGUUCCACCCCCUUACUGGAUGCAGCAGAUGUUUGCACAGCAUAUGGCUGCCGGAAGGAUACCCCAGCCAAAUAUGUACAUGCCAGCCAAUUAGUAAGUGUCUUCUUCCAUGUGUUACAAAAAGUGCUGUUUGCUGGCAAGUAUGUUUAUCUAGAAAUUCUUCAAGUUGUCAUGAAGAAUUGAAUUUAGUAGGAGAAUGAUUGGAGGAAGAGUACACUGGGAAGAGUUUCCCUGCAUUUUGUAACUGGAAGCAGCCAUCAUUGUAUACCUCCUGCAGAAAUUUACAGCUUGCAAAAACCUUAACCCAUCCCUUUUUAACCCUUUAACUCCCAGAUCAAAUUUGUUAUUCUCCUUGCUGUCAACCAUACAAUUCUUAUAAUGUUAGUUCAGAGAAUCUAGUAUUGGAUCAACUAAUUAUCCCCAAAUUGCUAUUUUUCUUUAUUCUCGUCAAAGGGUUAAGAACAACCAAAAAGAAAUUUCUUUUUUACAAUAUCAACACAAUAGUCUGAAAGAAGGUUAGGAAGAGAAAGAAAAAUGUUGAAUAGGGAAUACUAUUGGAUUUGAAGUAAAUUAUUAGUGCUAAAACUAUGAGAAAUGUGUAGUUGACAGUGUGGAUAAUGGAUAACAAGGUCUUAGUGGUGAAAGGAUUUAGGAAGCCUGUGAUAGUUAUUUCCAGCCUAUGACAUUUUUUGACAACCCUGCCUAUAACAUCCUGUAUUUCUUUAAGUAACUGCCUGGGUGCCUUUAUGGCUGAAAGAAGGGGUGCUUGUUGGAAGAAGGGCAUGUACUGAUUUUGUUGUAGUUGUAACUUAAAAAGUUAUAAGUUUUGAGGCAUUAGAAACAGGUUGUAUCCCUACAACAUUGUAUUUAAGAAAGUGAGAGAGGAGGAAGGGGGGGGGGGGGAAGGGGGCACUUACUGUACUUGAGAGGGGCACUUUUUUGACUUAAUGGCAAGGGAAUGGGUACUUGAUUGGAGAAGAGUGCUUAUGAGAAUAAACAAUAAUUUCCAGCUUACAACUUACUAAAGCAAAAAGGAACCAUAAAUUAUCAUGUGAUAUAAAAUUAUGGUAUAUUAGACUUGAUCUGCUGACCUUUGGCCAAACCUAUGCAUAUGUAUGUUGAAAGUGGUUACUAACUAAUACACAUACCUGUACUUUGACAACCUGUUUGGUUUUCUUUGUGUUAUAAGAAAAAUGUGAGUCAAUGCUGAUGCCACAUUGCUUUUCUUUCUGCAGUGGCUAUCCACAAAUGCCCUACCCUUGGUUCCCUCAGGCUGGGAAUGUCCCUGCACCACAAGUACCAUUGGCCAACCCACCAGCCCUUCAUGUACCGCAGACCCCACCACCCCAGCAACCUGCAGCACAACCACAGGCACCCCAACCACAAGGGAAUGAAAAUGCUCAAGGAAAUGCCAAUGCAGGACCUCUAUUCAAUGAUGAGGAUGAUGAUGAAGAAAAUCCUAACCGUGAUUGGCUAGAUAAGAUUUACACUUUGUGUCGAGUUGGAAUCCUCCUGAGCAUUUUUUGGUUUUAUUCAUCCACAACUCGUUUUCUGGUGCUGAUAUUGACCUUUGUUCUCAUCUAUCUGUACCAAUCAGGGGUGUUUGCUAUCUUCAGAAGAGGUAAAUUUUGACAAUAAACAGUUCAUCUUCAUUACACAAUCCAUUGGAAGUAUGUUAUCUUUGAUCCCUGUACACAAUGGAUAUAUCUCUGCAUGUGCAGCUACAGUGAAACAACUUUCUCUUCAGCUUUUCAAGUCUUAAACUCCCACACUCUUUAUACACACACUUUAUAAGUUCAUGUAUUGUGCAAGGUGCACAAUUAUUGAAUAAUGAUGUAACUUACUUAAUUUCACGAUAAUGAUCAAUUAAUUUCCUGGUGAAUUGCUUUUCUAGGCAAUAAUCGUCAAGAAAUUCCCAUGCCAGCUCCUGCACCACCCCCACAGCCAGAGCAACAGGCAGAACAAAGACAGGGUGAAAAUGUAUGUACAUCUACAUGUAAUGUGUAUGGUCUCUUCUGGAGCUGUUUGGUUUUUUUACGUCAUUUACUUAUUUUGUCUAUUUAUGUGACAUAAUUAUUUUGCUGUUACCACCCUAUAAGAGGUGGUUAUAAUACUGAAAUACUCAAGAGCAAAACUCUUUUUUUGCUUAGUUUAAUUAUGAAUCCAAAAUUAUUAUUUUGCCCCUCAGUAAUUAUUGUGGAAUCAUUCUUUUGAUACUAUUUUUGCAUCUAUUCUACAAGAUUCAUUUUGCAUUUGGUUAACAACAAUAAUAAAUGUAUCACAAUUUGUAUCUGUUGUUGUGGGAAUAAGGCUAUUUUCAUAAUGUUUUGUUGUUGUUAUGUUUCCUAUCCAGGCCCCAGACAGUCCUCAGGGAGAUGUUACUGAUAAUGCUCCACAAAACACAGAAGAAAAUGGGCUUGGAAAUGGGGAUGAGACUACUGCUACACCCGCUCUACCUACCCCUCCCCCAGGACCAUCAGCUGCAACUGUUGCCUUCAACUUUGUCACUUCCUUCUUUACAUCACUGUUCCCAAAUACACCUGCUGUGCAGAAUUAAUGUAUUCAAAUUACUGUUAUUGAGAAAUAGUCUUAAUGUCUACUUUUAACCUUGCAAUGGACCAUUGUCAGAGGACUCUUAGUGAGAAAUUUCUGUGAAAGUGAAGAAGAUACUACAAGUAUUUAUGUCACAUCCUGGUGGCCAAGACGAGGUUUAGAUGGCAGGGCAAUGAUUAUAUAAAUGUAAGAUAUAAAAACGCCAAUAAGAGAGGUAAAAAAAUAUUAGAGAUAUUUUUAUACAUGCCAACAUAAGUGACUAUGCCUAAAUAUAUCUGGAUUUAAUUGUCAUUAAAUUGACAAGUUAAUUCUCCUACAUAGCUAUUUAGGCCUUAAUGUACAGUUAAUUACUCAUAAUCUUUCCAAAAAAUGCUACAUUUUCUCGUGGUGAUAAAUGUUCUUUUGAUAUUGCAACAUGUUAUAAUGAGGGUAUCAGAAGCUAUAGGGAUUUGAGGGGAAGGGGGGGAACAGAAAAUUUUUCACCAGCCCCAAGCUAGUAGAAAUGGAGGAAACCCUUGAAAAUCAGGGGUGCACGUAGUUAAAUUUUUGUUGCACUGUUGCGAUUUCUCAUAAAAUUUUUCUUUGCUUGUUGAUGCAUUUAGCUGGGACAGAUGAAUUGGUCUUAGCCCAGUUCGUUUACAUUUAAUAGCCCAAGAAAGAUAAAGGGAAUGACAAGUUUUAUUUAACUUAAUGUAAGGCUUUCUAGGUAUCUGUUUUGAAAGUUGGCACAAACUGUAAUUAGAGACUCUACGGAUGUGUUUUGCUAGAAUGCCUUUCAUAUUCUUUAAUUUACACUCAGGGAAUUUCGUUUGAAUCACAAAAUUUGUCAGUAGACGAUACAGGAGAACAUUUUAUUUAAGAUUCCAAGAGGUACCAUUUCCAGAUUGUGAUGUUUCAGUUAGCUUGCACUCCUGAAUGCUACUUACUAGUACAUAAAGAGUGUCAAACAAACCCUGAAGAAAUGCAAUAUGCUAAUUACUGUUUGAGAAUAUUUCCGUGCGAUGUUUUAGAAGCAAUUUUGUAGUAUAAGAACUUCUGUACAAAUGAAAAUAGUUGUAAUGAAUAUUAAUUUUCCCUUUGCUAUGAUGGGUGGUUGAGUU
Pocillopora meandrina is the source of this 6080-nucleotide messenger RNA. The record is from the annotation of a GenBank genome assembly. NCBI's taxonomy places the organism in Eukaryota, Metazoa, Cnidaria, Anthozoa, Scleractinia, Pocilloporidae.